Molecule: messenger RNA, 2223 nt
Organism: Fusarium coffeatum
Lineage: Eukaryota; Fungi; Ascomycota; Sordariomycetes; Hypocreales; Nectriaceae
Exons: 2
Coding region: 1-2223 (740 amino acids)
Biological process (GO): DNA-templated transcription; regulation of transcription by RNA polymerase II
Cellular component (GO): chromatin
Molecular function (GO): zinc ion binding; RNA polymerase II cis-regulatory region sequence-specific DNA binding; DNA-binding transcription factor activity, RNA polymerase II-specific
Source: RefSeq, a predicted model, not a curated record
AUGAGUGUCCCAAUAGCGACUUUACCGCCCUCAACCUCUUCGCCCGGCUCUACCUUGACACGUCAAACUGACGAUACUCAAUCUUUGAGUCAAGCCUGUCAAGUAGAUGCAUUCAACAAUAUCGAUGAAAACUCUACGAUUGGCUCCGUGGUGGACAUACCACAGUCCUUUGAUACUCUACAAGCAGACCCUGGCGAUGCCGUCUUCAGCAAUGAUUUCGCCAUCUCACCUUCUUACAUGGCUCUAAUGCAACCUAAUUUUCGGACUGGUGGAUUUGACUGGCUCGGCUCCAAUGUUGACGACGGCCUACAACCUGCCCAAUUGGCGGCUUUGGAAGGUCUCUACGUCCAAGAACCAUGGCCUUCGAAUAUGGAGCAACGGGGUCCCGAGACGGUAGCUACCAAUGGGUGCUCUCUCGACGGAGGGCCACAGCAAAUACCAGAAACUACAGAAUCGACGUGGACGCGCGAAGCUGAAGGCAGAAGAUCGUCUGAUGAAGCGAGAAGAUUGUCAAAUCCCCACCACGCCAGCCUUGCAUGGCCAUUCGACCAAGGCAAUGACUCCGUCCCACAUCAGUAUCGGCUGCCUCCUCUGCGUGAACUUUUGAACAGUCGCUCGCGAACUGGUCGGUCACAACUUGUGGACGGCUUUAUCCAGAUCUUGUCCGAGACUCCCAUGCCACAGCUUGCAAGCAUACGGGGCAGUCAUUCGGUUCAAGCUUUCUGCCAUCUACAACGGCUUGCUGAGUCUUACUUCACACGGUUCCACGAUGUACAGUCGAUUCUUCAUAAACCCACAUGGACGAUGUCAUCUUGUCCGCCAGCUAUGUUGACUGCCAUGGCUUGCAUUGGUGCUUUGCUAUCGGAUAGCCCGAGCGAUAUUGACCUCUCAUUUGUUUUGAGCGACCUGUGUUCUACUAUAAUCACGUGGAUGGGUGCAUCUGACAAUAUGAGCUACAACGACGUCGCAUACCUUAAUGCCCUUUGCCUCCAUCAGAUUUACUCUUUGGGUUCGGGUAACAGACAACUCUACCAAAACGCAGACAGGUCCCGCGGCAUACUUAUAGGCGGCCUACGGGGCAUUGGUCUGUUGAAACCUCGUAACGCCGUCAGCUCAGACGAGAGACAGGAAGGCGUUCUCAGCCCGGAGAAUGGACACGAUCUGAAUCAUGAGUGGAGAAGCUGGAUAGUCAGAGAAUCGGGUCGUAGAGCAGCCUGGGCAGCGUUCGAAUAUGACUGCAGUCUCUGCACUCUCACAAGUCGCCGAUGUGUCGUUGAUCUGAAUGAGCUGCCUUCUCUUCUCCCGUGUCCCGAGUCAAUAUGGAACGCGACCUCGGCGCAGGCCUGGUAUGCCCUUGUAUCACGCCUCGGAAGUGAUAGCUCGGGCCCCAAUCUGUCAGUGGUCAUCAAGCUCACGCUAGCCGGAAGAGAAGCACCAUCAUAUCUUGGGUCAUGGGCAAAGAGGCUCUGUGCUCAGGUUAUGGGGCGCAUGCUGUGGGACCUCUGGCAACUGGAAGUUGUCGCUAUGCCCGAGUUUCUCGGUUUAAGUUCAUUCAUAAGCGCACACCGAGAAACAAAGAGGUCCCUUCUGAAGGGACUGAACACGCUAGUUGAAUCCUUGCGGGCACCGUCCACAACUGGUGAUCUGAUCAGCUACAAUAUUGCCAGCCUUCUUUGUCACUACUCGCACCUGUGUGCCGCAAACGGCAUUCUUGACAUGAUAGUCUACAUCGUGCGCAAUCUCAUCACGUCCACACCGCAACAACAUGACGGAAUCCAGGUCGCUCGUGAGCGUCUCAAGUCAACAUUUGCCAGAGAUCCCAAGACAGCAAGAAGGCUAUGUUGGCAUGCAACCCAGAUCGUUGCGAUCGCAAAUGACUAUCUAGUCUCUGCACCAUGCGAGAUCAUGCGGGUCUUUAUGGGCUACAUUUUCAUCAUUGCUUACUCUACGUACGGUCCUCAUGGAACAUUAGCGCUCAGUGAGAGUAAUCACAUUGUCCGCCUUGAUCUCCAUGACCAUAACAUAUCCCAGAGGCGAGUUGUAGUGAAAUGGAUUGAAGCAGGAGGGCCAGCGAGCUGUGGAUCAGUCCAGGAUAUCGGCACUCCCGGCUCCACUCCUGCUAUUAGCAACGAUGCCCAAAGGAUGCUGCAGAAGUUGAACUGCUGGGGACUAGCUACGAAGUUUGUUAGAAUCUUCCAAGUGUUGGAAUCAAAAGGUUUCUAA